GAAAAGGUUGGGGGAUAAGAGUUCUCUACGUUUUUUACCGAGUAAAGAGAGUUGGGAAUUCAUCAGCAGAAGCACCCGAAGACAUCGUCUCCGCGUACAGUAAAGCAAAACCAUAGUCCAUAUAGCAGAUCACACACACAACACCAAGAACACGCAUUGCGUGUAUUUUGACUUGUGUGUGAUGAUUUGGUGAAAGCAAUAUUUCCCAUUUAUAGCUCAUUUCUUUUCUGGCAGAAUGGCCAUUGGUUCUCUAAAUCUUUUAUAAUUUGUUGGAUUCGAAUAUUGUAAAUCUGGCAAAUUUAGGGGGAGGGGUGAAUUUGAGGCCGCGCUUGUCGUUGAAACAAGCCAUUUGGGAGGCCGGAGACGACGAGCAGAAGAGUAGACCCUGGCGUAAGAAGCUCUCUAUGGCAUUCAAUUGGAUCUCUCUUUUCAGAUUCAUCCUUCUUCUUUUCCUCAUCACUGUCAUUACCAUCGUUUGCCUCACUCUUCCUGUUGAAAAGAUUUUGAAAAAUUUCUUGAUAUGGGUCAAAGAAGACUUGGGUCCUUGGGGUCCUCUUAUGCUGGCUCUUGCCUAUAUUCCUCUCACAGUAUUGGCUGUUCCAGCUUCAGUACUUACAUUAGGUGGUGGUUAUCUGUUUGGUCUGCCUGUGGGUUUUUUCGCUGAUUCUAUUGGUGCUACAAUGGGGGCUGCUGCUGCAUUCCUUCUCGGUAGAACUAUUGGGAGGUCAUUUGUCAUUUCCAAAUUAAAAGAUUACCCACAGUUUCGUGCAGUUGCGAUUGCAACUCAAAGAUCUGGCUUUAAGAUUGUUUUGUUGCUCCGGCUCGUUCCUUUACUUCCUUUCAACUUGCUGAACUACCUUUUGUCGGUGACAUCCGUUCCAAUUGGGGAAUAUGCACUCGCAACAUGGCUGGGAAUGAUGCCAAUUACUUUUGCACUGGUGUAUGUCGGAACAACUUUGAAGGAUCUUUCUGAUGUAAGUCAUGGGUGGAGUGAAUUUUCAAAAUCCCGUAUGGCAUUCAUUGCCUUGGGCUUCCUAGUGUCUGUGACUUUAAUGGUUUCUGUUACAAGGGUUGCAAAGGCUGCUCUAGAAAAAGCAUUAGCUGAAAAUGACGAUGUUGAUGACAUAUUGACAUCGACUAAACUUCCCGUCAUGGCAGAUCCUCAUGGAGAUAUCCACCAGUCUCUUAUAAUCAAGAUAGACCAACAAGCAUUAAAUUCCGCGUAAAAUCUGUACUAGUCUUUUUUUCUUUUUCUUUCAUACUUGUGACGAUUUGGCAUCUUUUUAGGCGAUGCACGAGAUUCUUACGUAUAGUCAGGUUAUACUAACACAUGUAGUUUGGGUAGAAAUGUAUCACUAUAAAGUCAUAUUGAUUUGGAAAGGCUUUCAGUUAAAUAAAAAGUGAGGAGCAAACUUAGUUGGGAGCCCCUGCUGUAAUGUGAGUUUGUAUAUAGAAAGUAGAAAGGCAUUGUAUUUGAAUUGAAAAAAUAGAGCUUUGCAAUCUAUUGAUUUUGAGAAUUCAGCAUUUUGUUGAAAA
This is a messenger RNA of Ipomoea nil (Japanese morning glory), 1536 nucleotides long. RefSeq names its product TVP38/TMEM64 family membrane protein slr0305-like. The record is from RefSeq and is a predicted model, not a curated record. Bases 405 to 1226 code for a protein of 273 amino acids. Gene Ontology annotation, cellular component: membrane. The transcript has 9 exons. NCBI's taxonomy places the organism in Eukaryota, Viridiplantae, Streptophyta, Magnoliopsida, Solanales, Convolvulaceae.